Phlebotomus argentipes is the source of this 1453-nucleotide messenger RNA. RefSeq names its product tryptophan--tRNA ligase, cytoplasmic (gene TrpRS). Gene Ontology annotation, molecular function: ATP binding; tryptophan-tRNA ligase activity. NCBI's taxonomy places the organism in Eukaryota, Metazoa, Arthropoda, Insecta, Diptera, Psychodidae. The record is from RefSeq and is a predicted model, not a curated record. The transcript has 4 exons. Gene Ontology annotation, cellular component: cytoplasm. Gene Ontology annotation, biological process: tryptophanyl-tRNA aminoacylation. Bases 119 to 1363 code for a protein of 414 amino acids.
UGCUUUCCGAUCGGGCUGUCAAUGGACUUGCCGUCUUGGCACGUGCGAUGAGGCUUUUGGCAGUAUUAUAGGAAAUCGCUUAGCAGUGUGUAGUAUCUUCCGCGGAAAGUAGUGAAAAAUGAGUGAGAACGAUGCCGUCAAUGGCCUGGAAGGCUUGUCGCUGCAGGAGGCGCAAGGAGGCUGUGCAGCUGGCGAGGAGGACGACUAUGUUGAUCCGUGGACAGUGACCAGCAAGUCCGAUGCGGGCAUCGAUUAUGACAAGUUAAUAAAGCGCUUCGGUUCGUCCAAAUUGGAUGACGAAAUACUGCAGAGAUUUGAGAAAAUCACCGGAAAGCCUUGCCAUCAUCUACUGAGGCGCGGCAUCUUCUUCUCUCACCGUGAUCUCCACCUGAUCCUGUCGCUGAAGGAGCAGGGAAAGCCGUUCUACCUGUACACGGGCCGCGGACCCUCGUCGGAGUCCAUGCAUCUGGGCCACUUGGUGCCCUUCAUCAUCACCAAGUGGUUCCAGGAGCUCUUCGAUGUGCCGCUGGUGAUCCAGCUCACGGACGACGAGAAGGCGCUGUGGAAGGACAUCAAAGUGGAGGAGACAAUGCGAUUGGCGAGAGAGAACGCCAAGGACAUCAUUGCGCUUGGCUUUGACGUCCGGAAGACAUUCAUAUUUUCCAAUUUGGACUUUAUGGGGAAGUGCUCGGAAAUGUAUCAGAACAUCAUCAGAAUCCAGAGAUGUGUCACUUUCAACCAGGUGAAGGGAAUCUUUGGCUUCGGUGACUCGGAUGUGAUUGGGAAGAUUGGCUUUCCUGCCGCCCAGGCGGUGCCGUGCUUGUCCACAACCUUUCCCUUCAUCUUCGGCAACCGGAAAGUGCAGUGCCUGGUGCCAUGCGCCAUCGAUCAGGAUCCGUACUUCAGAAUGACACGCGACGUGGCGCCACGGCUGGGCUUCCCGAAGCCCGCUCUUCUCCACUCGACAUUCUUCCCGGCUCUGCAGGGCGCGAAGUCGAAGAUGUCCGCGAGUGACCAGAACUCGGCAAUCUUUCUCACGGAUACGCCCAAACAGAUCAAAACAAAGAUCAACAAGCACGCGUUCUCCGGCGGGCGGGAUACUGUGGAGGAACAUCGCAGUUUAGGCGGCAAUACGGACAUCGAUGUUCCUUAUCAGCUACUUAAGUUCUUCCUGGAAGACGAUGAGGAGCUCGAGCGCGUCCGCGUGGCUUACUCCACCGGACAGAUGCUGAGCGGGGAGAUUAAGAAGAAGGCGGUAGAGACGCUGCAGCCGAUUGUGGAGGAACACCAGAAGCGCAGGAAACUGGUGACGGAUGACGUUCUCAAUGAGUUUAUGACCCCGAGGAAGCUGGAAUUCUCCUAGGCCCUCCAUGGUCAGCUUAUUUUUCAACACCUCACAUCAUUUAUUUAUUUGUCACGCGCAAUAAAUGUUGCUAAAGAUUUCCUGUGCAAA